CAUCCACCCGUAGUGGGACGAGCGUUUGGCGGCCCUCUCCCCCACACUAGCGGCAGAGGCUCGGGAGGUCCGCAGUCAUGAGGAAAUAGGGCUGGACUUUGGCGUCCCUGUCAUUGAUGAUGUAAAUCCGAAAGACGAGAAAACAAGAAAGCCCAAGAGAACCCGGUCCUUGUUGUUUGGGAAGAAGUCGUCCUCUGAGCAGAAGUUGAAGAGACAAGGGUCACUGCCGAUCAAGACUGGCGAGAAACGUCAAAGUAGCAAGGACUGGGACCUAACACGACCCCUACCCAGCAGCGCCACCUUUCCGUCGUCUGCUGAAGAACAACAACGCAAGGACCCGUCCUUGAGUGUGCUAAGCUUACAAGACGGCGAGUUUGAAGACAUCUUGGAAGACGAAAUGGGGGAGUUCUUAGCGGACUACAGCUUCAACACCUUCGCGCUGCGUCACUUUAUGGGCGGGAAGAACCACUCCUUCACGAAGGAGCAACUCAAACAGCCGCUACUCAAGCUCAAGUCGGAAGAUGAUCAGCAGGCGGCGCUGGAGGUGUGGGUCACCAUACAGAAGUUCAUGGGAGACGUGGCAGACACCGAUGUGGUCGAGUUUAUAUCCAGAAAAAAGCCUCCCAUUAAGCGAAGGAUGAGUUUCAGGAAUUUUGGCGCGAAAAUCACCGGUAAGAAGUCGUCCAAGUACGACCUGUCCACGGAUAAUGCCGCCAAAGAGGCCGCUGUCAACAACGAGGUGGCUCAACAACCGGAAGUCCUGCCGCCAACAUCCGGUGUGGAGAAGGUCGCGUUCAUCACUGGAUAUGGAAUCUACAGCAAACCGCUCAGGGACGAGAUCUACUCCCAGCUGAUGAAACAGUUAUCGGACAACCCAUCAGAGCGGAGCCGAGAGCGAGGCUGGUUCCUGUUGUCACUGUGUGCCGGGUGCUUUGCACCGUCCAGUCUGGUGACGAAGGUGGUUCGUUACUUCAUCAGCGGCCACGCCCCACCUGAGUACAGCCUGUACUGUGAGGAGCGACUGCGUAGAACCUGCUCUAACGGCACCAGGAGUCUUCCACCGCCACAGCUGGAGUAUAACGCUGUGAAAAGAAGACGACCAAUAUUGGUGGCCGUUACUCUCAUGGACGAGCGAGUGGUGAAGGUAGAAGUAGAUUCGGCAACGACGAUUCGUGAGCUCAGGAUCCAGCUGUCUGAAAAGAUCUCCCUUCUGGAUCACUUUGGAUUUGCCUUCUACAUCACCAUGUUUGAUCAGACAAUCUCGUUAACAAGCGGCAGUGCCCAGUGGGAGCACCAUAUCAUGGAUGCCAUAUCACAUGUGGAACAGACUGGCAGGGACGAGGGUCUGUCGGGAAAAGAUGUGCAGUGGGAUCUGUUCUUCAGAAAAGAGGUGUUUGGUCCGUGGCACGACCCAUAUAAGGACCCUGUGGGAACCACUCUCAUCUAUCACCAGUUAGUGGGAGGACUCAAGUACGGAGAGUACAAGUGCCAGGAUGAUGCUGAGUAUGCAGAGUUCUCUGCUAGAAGAUUCUACAUCGAGCACGGCUCGAGCGUCUCUGAAGAGGGCCUGAUUGAGGUUAUACAGACUUAUGUCCCAGAUAAGCUGCUGAAGAGGCUGGGAGCAGGCUACUGGGUCAACGCUACAAUGGACAGUUUCAAGAAGCUGUAUCCCGAUGGCACGACAGUCUCGUCUCAGGAUGAGAAGGCUGUACUUGUACAACAGGCCAUGGACAAGUGGGCACAGCUCUUUUCAAGAUUUUUCGUGAUUAAGAAGAUGAGUGGCCCAGGCAUCACCCUGAAGAGGUCUGCGGUGGCAGCUGUGAACUGGAAGGAGUUGUCAGUUCUGGAGGAGAGUGACUCCGGCAGGGGGACUAAAGUAGCGCUGCUGGUGCCGCUAACGGACGUCAAGUCCGUCUCAAAGAGAAAUGUUUUUCAAAUUAGGGGUACGGAGAGUGAUGACGAGUUUAAUGUGAAGACCACGCGAGGACCGAAGUUCACGUUCAUCAUGAACAACGCAGAUGAGAUUCAGGAAAUGCUGCAGGCGUUCGUGGGACGUCACAUCCUGGAGAUCCACCACCCUGUACAGCCAACUGAGGAGCACGGGGAAGAGUCUGCUGCUUAGAGACAGAUGAUUGACAUCACCAUGGCAACAAGCCUUGCUGCUAUAUGCUAGAUAAUCAGGUUUAUUUCUGGAUCAACAUCUUUUAUUGCUGCGAGAAGUGCACUGAAGUUGUUUAGCACACAAAAUACAAAAGCUAACUGACCAAGUCUAUCAAAGUCUAUACAGUAGAGUACUGAUGACAACUUAGUUGCUGAAGUAUUUUAGCCAUAUUUUGCGGCCAUGUUGACAGAGCUAAAUGGAAAUAGCAGUUCAUAUAUUGCAAAUGUAUAAAGCUAUGCAAGUCUUGCCAUCAUUUUUGUAUGGAUUGUAUGACAGGGAACCAUAUCUUUUGUAAAAUAUUUGGUGCUGUAUAUCAUCAGCCUGAUUAGAUUGUGCUGGAUAUUACAAUAAUUGUUGUCAUCAUAUUGUCUUUGCCAUGCCUUCAACUGGAGUACUCAAGUUGUUAGAGAGGCUUAACGUACCACAUAUAUAUGAUCAGUAUUUUAGAAUGUAUAAGUUAGCAGUGGUGUACUGUAACAUUUUAUACUGUAUAAUACAGUUAAUGUAUUGUAUUUAUGGUGUAUUUAUAUCUAAGACCUAUAUUUACUUCCUUUGCACAAUUAUAUAGUGACAGUGGAUGUUAAGAUAUUGUGUUUUGCCAAUGGUCAUAUUUAUUUGGUAAUAUUUCUUUUUCCUGUUUACCAUACCUAUGUAGUGGGCAUAAAGUAGAAUAUCAAGGAAGGGGCAUAAAUCAGCUAGUUUCUGUGCUUGAGGACAUGUAUAUUUGCUUAGGUCAAUGAAGGUUAGACAUCCAGGUAAUAACAAACGCCAAAAAGCAGUUACUCAAGCAACUGGAUAUCAAUUUGGUUGCUUAUCGUCAAUACGGAACUGCUUUUGGGUAUUUAUUUGGCUUACUAUACCUUUCAGUCUUUCUCAUGCCAGGGUGUCGUCACUCCUAAGGAGGAACUCACUGUAAAAUGUACAUUGUUCACUUUGUACACGUAACUGUAGAUGAUCUACUCUUAAUGUUAUCAUUGUGGAUCAUGUUGCUGAAGGCUUUAAAACUACUGGACAGGUAAAACAAACUAGGUAUCGAAAAUUAUACUACAUCCAUUAACAAAUGCAGACUGACUCUAGUGGGCUCUUGCUCUAUUUAGCUUUUAUAUUCAAUGUUGCAAUGAAUAUACAUGUAUGAUGUAUGAAUCAAAGUCUCUGCUUGUAUUUUGUUCUAUCCAACAUCAUAUCUUCUUGAUUAAGUUCACACAAGAUCAGCUUCAGAUGUCAUGUCAUACUGUAUUUUCCACUCAUGCAUGGCUUCAACUGAUUGCUUUCCACUUUAAAAUUGUCAUGGUCAUUUCUAAUGAUAUCGCAAACAAUACAGUAACUGCCCUUUCUA
Branchiostoma floridae (Florida lancelet) is the source of this 3497-nucleotide messenger RNA. Its product is annotated as unconventional myosin-VIIa-like. The coding region runs from base 398 to 2122 and encodes 574 amino acids. Lineage: Eukaryota; Metazoa; Chordata; Leptocardii; Amphioxiformes; Branchiostomatidae. Gene Ontology annotation, cellular component: cytoskeleton. The transcript is spliced from 17 exons. The record is from RefSeq and is a predicted model, not a curated record.